UAUGGUUCCUUUGGUGCUCAAUGUCUUCGAAACUGUUCAAACAAUUGCGUAUCGCCACCCUGUAAUCAUGCGACAGGAGAAUGUGAUAGAGGAUGUAUCAAAGGAUGGGAAGGAUUCAACUGUACAAAAGAGUGCAGCAAAGGGAAAUUUGGAUUUGAUUGUUCUGAAUCAUGUGAUGGUUGUAUUAACGAUUGGUGUAAUCGUUUUGAUGGUAUAUGCCUUGAUAACAGUGGAUGUAAGCCAGGCUAUGAAUAUGGAAGAUACUGCAAUACGAAAUGUAAUAAUGGUUAUUUUGGAUUUAAUUGCCGUGGAUUGUGUGAGGGAUGUGUUAACGUAACCUGUGAAAGAUUGGAUGGAUACAUGGUUGUAUCUUACAUGUACCAGGUGUAA
Messenger RNA from Mytilus californianus (California mussel), 390 nucleotides. Its product is annotated as protein draper-like. NCBI's taxonomy places the organism in Eukaryota, Metazoa, Mollusca, Bivalvia, Mytilida, Mytilidae. The annotation marks the transcript as partial. The transcript is spliced from 4 exons. The record is from RefSeq and is a predicted model, not a curated record. Gene Ontology annotation, molecular function: scavenger receptor activity.